Molecule: messenger RNA, 1551 nt
Organism: Impatiens glandulifera
Lineage: Eukaryota; Viridiplantae; Streptophyta; Magnoliopsida; Ericales; Balsaminaceae
Product: polyadenylate-binding protein-interacting protein 11-like
Exons: 10
Coding region: 195-1211 (338 amino acids)
Molecular function (GO): RNA binding
Source: RefSeq, a predicted model, not a curated record
UUCACCAAUAUAGUCUUUCUCUCUCUAAAAAAAACAUUUUCUUGAAAGUCUUUCUUCUUCAUGUAACAUUUCUUGAAGAUGAUGAUGAAUCAUUAAUGUUUUCAGACCCAAAUCCUAUCUUUUUUCAUACCCAUGGAUGAGAUUUAACAUCAAAUUACUGGUAGAACUAGAUCAUCGAGAGUGUAAAAGAAAUCAUGGCAGUUACUGAAAACGCUGGGAUCAAUAAUGUUGUUGUUCCUUCUUCUAAUCGUACAGAAUCGAUUGAUCAGAAUUUUCAGAUACAGGACAAAGAAGAGGAGCAGGAGAUUGCUCCGGCUCCGAUGAAUCUAGUUCAGAAUGGGUUCACUAAUCAGGAUCAUCAGAUACUGUCAAAUGAUGAUGUGGGUGGUGAGGGUUUUAAGAGAGAAAUGAGGGAUUUGGAAGAAAUGUUAUCUAAAUUGAAUCCAUUAGCUGAAGAAUUCAUUCCUCCUUCACUAACAAUCAAUCGAUCAGUACCCUUUUCUCCGAUCCAUCUAGCAUAUGCUAAUAAUUACCUAAUUCAACCUGUUCCUGAUGGAAAUAAUCUUCGUCGGAAGAAGAAUAACUAUGCUAAUGGAAAAAGAAGGAUGAACAGCCGCACUAGUGUUGCUCAAAGAGAAGAAGUUAUUAGAAAGACUGUAUAUGUAUCUGAUAUUGAUCAUCAGGUUACUGAAGAACAACUUGCAACACUUUUUCAAACCUGUGGACAGGUUGUGGACUGUCGAGUUUGUGGUGAUCCUAAUUCUAUUUUAAAGUUUGCGUUUGUUGAGUUUACUGAUGAAGAAGGGGCUAGGAAUUCUUUGAGUUUGGCAGGAACUAUGCUUGGUUAUUACCCUGUUAGGGUUCUUCCAUCCAAAACUGCAAUUGCUCCUGUUAAUCAUGCUUAUUUGCCCAGGUCUGAAGAUGAACGGGAGAUGUGUGCAAGGACUGUUUAUUGUACAAACAUUGACAAGAAGGUUACUCAAGGAGAUGUGAAGCUCUUUUUCGAGACUCUAUGUGGAGAGGUUCUUCGAUUGAGGUUAUUGGGAGAUUAUCAGCAUUCAACUCGCAUUGCCUUUGUCGAGUUUAUCAUGGCUGAAAGUGCAAUUGCUGCUCUUAAUUGCAGUGGAGCUGUUCUUGGAUCAUUGCCCAUAAGGGUAAGUCCAUCAAAAACACCAGUCAGACCCCGUGCUCCCCGAUCGCCAAUGCAGUGAGAGUUCUAACCUAUCUUCUGAAGGCCUCGGUUAUUAUUGUUACUACUACUACUAGAUCUUUAUAUAAUAUUUAUAUAUAAAAGUGUUAUAUGAAUGCGUAAUUGGUGAUGGUUAUGUGUAUAGUUGUGUAAGUUAUGCAUACUAUAUUUCAUUACCCAUUUCCGGUAUUCUGUCAUCAAUGUUGGUGCAGAAAUCAUGAGACUUUUGGGUCGAUCGAACCAGGCAGGAUAUAUAGAGUUAUGUUAUGUUGUUUUGAUUGUUUAUGUAGCCUUUGAUGUCGUUUGAACAACAACUAAUUACCCCUUUUGUUGGAUAUGUAAUGCAUUUAGGGUUCUUUUGU